Messenger RNA from Cooperia oncophora, 591 nucleotides. Lineage: Eukaryota; Metazoa; Nematoda; Chromadorea; Rhabditida; Trichostrongylidae. The record is from the annotation of a GenBank genome assembly.
AUGCCACCAGCUGGCCCGGCCUGUACCCCUGCAUGUGUAGGAGGUGCAGCGUGUUAUGCAGGAGCUUGUCAGUGCGCUCAACCGACCGUUGUCUACAACCCCGUUGUUGGUUGUUCCCCACCCAUGGUGGCACCAGUUCCAGUAGCGCCAGCUCCCGUAGUCACUGGCCGCCUGAUCCCACAGAAUCAUCGAUCUCGUCAGUCUAGGUUCACCUGUUCAGGCUCUCCCGGUUCUCCCUGUGAGCCCGGAGUCGAAUGCACUGGCGGUUCGGUCUGCUCGCUGGGCGUCUGUCUCUGCCCACCGGAACUCGUGCAAGAGGGUACUGUAUGUGUGACUCGUACCGUCUACAGUGUCGCGCCUCCUCCUCCUCCUCCAGUUGCAGUGCCGGCUGUACCAGUUGCCCUUGGAACACCGUGCUACACCCCGGCCAGCCCCUGUGCACCUGGUGCGCUCUGCACUGCCGGUGUUUGCCAGUGCGCUCCAGCUUACACCCCUAUGGCCGGCGGAUGUGUGCUAAGGAAUUACAUGAUGUUUCUGAUGGUCCCGAAUAGGCACCCAGAAGAUGAUUCACAUGGAGCUCGCGAUCCGUGA